Dendronephthya gigantea is the source of this 1098-nucleotide messenger RNA. RefSeq names its product probable inactive peptidyl-prolyl cis-trans isomerase-like 6. NCBI's taxonomy places the organism in Eukaryota, Metazoa, Cnidaria, Anthozoa, Malacalcyonacea, Nephtheidae. The transcript is spliced from 9 exons. Gene Ontology annotation, molecular function: peptidyl-prolyl cis-trans isomerase activity. The record is from RefSeq and is a predicted model, not a curated record. Bases 22 to 924 code for a protein of 300 amino acids. Gene Ontology annotation, biological process: protein peptidyl-prolyl isomerization.
GUCAACGUAAAACAAACCAAGAUGGUGGCCAAAAAAUUGUUAUCCAUUUACGGUUUGUUAAAAAACGUCGAGUUUCAUCAGGCUAGCGGAAUCGCUGAGGAUUUAUACAAUCAGAACAAAGAUGAAUUUCAUCCGCCAAUUUGCAAAGGAAUGUUGGAAUACGAGUGGGUUGCGUUCAUUGAAAACAAGAGACAGAGUAUUGGAGGUGAAUUGUGGAGUUUCAGUGCAGAAGUGUUGAUAUGUGAGGAUAAUUCAAUGAUUGGUGAUUUUGAGAUAUUCAAGAAAUGGAUAGAAGCUAAUUACCAGCUCAGUGAUUACAGACCAUUACCCUUAUGGCAUGCAAUGGCCAAAGAGAAAUAUAAAACCCAUUUACUUGAAUCCAAGCACAACUUUGUUUUUCUGGACAUACAAGUCUCAUCAGAAUCAAUAGGGAGACUACUAAUAGAGUUAUACAGCGACAAAUGCCCAAAGACAUGUAGUAAUUUCCUAGAAUUAUGCCAUGGAGCAUUGGUAGCAGAUGAGAAAGCAGAUACAACUAAGAAGCUUACAUAUAAACAGUCAAUCUUUCAUAGAAUUGUACCAAAUGGUUGGAUACAGGGUGGAGAUUUCAUAACCCAAAAGGGUAUUGGAGGUCAAUCAAUAUAUGGCGCACUUUUUGAAGAUGAGAACUUCUCUGUGCCUCACAAUAAGCGAGGGAUUGUUGGCAUGGCAAACAAAGGGAGACACACCAAUUCAUCUCAAUUCUACAUCACGUUGCAACCAACUCCAUGGAUGGACACAAAAUAUGUUGCAUUUGGGCAAGUGAUAGAAGGAAUGGAUGUACUAAAAACACUUGAAGAACAGGAAACGUAUAACGAGAGACCAAAACAAACAUGCAUGAUAGUUAAUUGCGGAAUAUUUGAUGUUGAAAAGCUAUGGUCAUAAUUAGACACAAAUAUUAAUUUAUUGUUGACAGUGUCAUCAAAUUAAAAUUGCAACAAGGUCAUCUAAAAUUAAUUUUGGUUACCAAGGCAAACUUGGUAUUUUUAUGAAACAUGCGAAGUUGUUCACAGCAGUUGUAAUAUAACUUUCUUUUUUUAAUUAAAUUUUAAACAGUAU